AUGUCGCACCAACUCAAGGUUGGCUUGGAGAUACAUACACAGCUCAAGACUGCCAGAAAACUAUUUUCAUUGUCCCACAAUAACACUUCCAUUCUAUUAACUAAACCCAACUCACAGGUGUCAUUCUUUGAUGUCAGUCUACCUGGUACACAGCCUCGGUUGAAUCCUCAAGUGGUUCUAUAUGCACUUAAAUGUGCGAUAGCAAUGAACUGUCGGAUCAACGCUGUUUCACGAUUCGAUCGUAAGCAUUAUUUCUAUGGUGAUCAACCUUUGGGUUAUCAAAUUACACAGAGAUACCAUGCUUUGGCCAAUGAGGGUAAAGUAGUACUAAGUAAGAAAUAUGAUGGAUUACCACAUGAUACGACUAUCGGUAUUGAACAAAUUCAAAUAGAGCAGGAUACAGGACGUUCACUAUACAAGUUAGGGGAUGGAAGUACAGAUGUCGACUUCAAUAGAUCCAAUAUUCCAUUGAUUGAGAUGGUCACAAAGCCGGAUUUCGAGGACGUUGAACAAGUGCGAUCGUUUAUUAAGAAAUAUUCAAGAAUGCUUCAGAAUCUGGAUGUUUGCACUGGUGAAUUGGAUACCGGUGCAAUCAGAGUGGACGUUAACGUUUCCAUAGAUAAAUAUCCAAGGAUUGAAUUGAAAAAUAUUCCUACUACAUCUGCCAUAGUUAAUGCUAUUCGCUAUGAAUACAAGCGACAGUGUGAUGUGGUCAACGAGGGAGGAUCUAUUCGAGAUGUAGAGACUCGAGGUUGGGAUGGUAAACGUACCUAUCGUCUAAGAUCCAAGGAGGAUUCUAUCGAUUAUCGUUAUAUGCCUGAUCCAGAGCUUCCAGCGUUGAAGUUGGAUAUAGCAGACAUCUUGCCGAAGUUAAAAAAGACUCUUCCAUUGAGUGUUGAGCGGAAGAUGGAUAAGCUGAUGACACAGUAUGGUCUUAAAUUACGAGAUGCCAACAUUCUUCUCAAUGAUCCGAUACUUCUACGGUACUAUCUAGAUUUGUAUGAUGAGGUUUAUUCAAAACGAUCACUACACAAUAUGGACAACCCAAUCAACUGGCUUGUACAUGAUUUUAUGGGAUGCCUAUCCAAGUCUAAUCUCAAGUUUUCCUACAAUAUUUUGUCAGUCAAAGAGUUUGCCGAAUUCUUGGAAUUAAUAGAUAAUGGAACUGUUACAAAACAGAACGCAAAGCUUCUUCUAAUGCAUUUGGUAAACAAUAGAAACGAUCAGAAGGUUCCCCUAACCAAAUUGGUGAAUGAUUUCAACAUGAACUCUGUGAAUGAUGACGAGUCGCAAGACAAGUUAAUAGAAGAAAUUUGCAAUAAAGUGAUCAAUGGAAACAGUAAAGUGCUGAAAGAUAUUGUUGAAAGGGGGAAACAAAGCAAGAUUAACUACUUGAUCGGCCAAUGCAUGAGAGCUUGCAGAGGAAGGAUCGAAGCACCAAAAUUCGAGAAGCAAUUGAAGCGAAAAAUACUCGAAUAG
Molecule: messenger RNA, 1479 nt
Organism: Brettanomyces nanus
Lineage: Eukaryota; Fungi; Ascomycota; Pichiomycetes; Pichiales; Pichiaceae
Exons: 1
Coding region: 1-1479 (492 amino acids)
Biological process (GO): glutaminyl-tRNAGln biosynthesis via transamidation; mitochondrial translation
Molecular function (GO): glutaminyl-tRNA synthase (glutamine-hydrolyzing) activity
Source: RefSeq, a predicted model, not a curated record